This is a messenger RNA of Xiphias gladius (swordfish), 2430 nucleotides long. It is a transcript of the gene gde1, whose product is annotated as glycerophosphodiester phosphodiesterase 1. Gene Ontology annotation, molecular function: phosphoric diester hydrolase activity. The record is from RefSeq and is a predicted model, not a curated record. Gene Ontology annotation, biological process: lipid metabolic process. The transcript is spliced from 6 exons. Lineage: Eukaryota; Metazoa; Chordata; Actinopteri; Istiophoriformes; Xiphiidae. Bases 552 to 1556 code for a protein of 334 amino acids.
GUUAACCGGUAGCUAACGUGACGUGCACUCUUUGACCCGGAUGUGCUCAAUUAUGUUAACUGUUUGUGUUUAGUGUUUUUUUUUUUUUGUUUGCGUUUUGAUUUGUCGUGCUCCCACUGGCGGGACAGUUACAAUUUUAGAUACAUUUAGCUGAGAUAUCAUUUAAAAAAACCUACUGAACUUAACCCUGUACAUCUUGUAACAGCGCGUCGGCUUCGUUGGCUUCGGAAACGACACGCAACCUUCGGCGGAGCCGUCGUUUACGUCGCAGAUUGAAACCCCCUGUGUGUUGAGUGUCAGACCAAUUGAAGCUCCUCUCCUCGGCCCAAGAUAAGUGCAUUAUUGCUCCUUUUUAACAGCUAAUGUCAUCCACAUUGAUAAGCGGAGCAUGACCAUAUCUCAGACAGGGCGUUUGAAGACAGUAGACUUAGCAGGACAGGUAGCUAACGUCGGUUAACGGUAGACGGACAGGCGGCGGCGGUGGAUUUGCUUGCAGCUGCUACCUUCAGUGUUCCGACACAGUCCAGUUGGAAAGACAGCCGGGGACAGCGAUGCUGCAGCUGGGAGACGAUGUCACCCUGUACUCGGUCGUCUUCGUCGUGGUCCUGUUGGGGACCCGGAGCCCGGUGUGGACAACCGUCCUCACCGCCUCCCUCUACCUCUUUCUGGCCCUGUUCCGGUUCCCCCAAGUACCGGCCAGCCGAGCCCAGCAGGUGCUGCACCCGGCCGUGGGCGCGGCCGGCUCCGGCAAGGUGUCGGUGGUCGCUCACCGGGGCGGUGGGUACGACGCACCGGAGAACACGAUAGCAGCCAUCCGGGAGGCCAGUAAAAAUGGGGCAACGGGCGUGGAGUUGGACGUGGAGUUCUCAGCAGAUGGCAUCCCAAUACUGAUGCACGAUAAGACUGUGGACCAGACCACCAACGGGUCGGGACCACUCAGCCAGUUAACACUUUCUGACCUGCGUAAACUGGAUGCAGCUGCUAAACAUCGACUUAGGGAGAAAUUUGCUGGAGAGAAGAUCCCAACUCUGGAGGAGGCAGUGGAGGAAUGCAUCAAACUUCAGCUCACCAUCUACUUUGAUGUCAAAGGUCAUCCAGAUGAGGCAGCCGCAGCCCUUAAAGAAUUGUAUAAGAAACAUCCAGUCCUCUACAACAGCAGCAUCAUCUGCUCCUUUGAGCCUAAAGUCAUCUACAGGAUGAGACAGAGUGACCCAGAGGUGGUCACAGCAUUGACCCACAGGCCAUGGAGCCUGAGCCGAUUCGGAGACGGUGCCCCGCGUUUCUCAUCACUAUGGCGGCACCAUUGGAUGACACUAAUGGACAUCGUGUUGGACUUGGCGCACCAUCACGUGCUGUGGAAGCUCUGUGGCAUCUCCGCCUUCCUGAUACAAAAGAACUUCGUCUCACCGGAUUAUGUGCAGUACUGGGCCCAGAGAGGGGUGGAUGUGGUAGCCUGGACAGUCAACACCAAAGUGGAGAAAGAUUAUUACCAGGAGCUGCUACAAGUCAACUACAUUACAGACAGCCUGGUGGAAGACUGUGAACCUCAUUACUGACACUCACAUGAACCCGGCAGAAUAUGCUCAAACACAUACUCCAAGAUAAACCACACAUGAAAGGAUCAUUUCACUCCCAAUCACCCAUAUGUGGCAUGAGGUAAGAGAACAUACAGUAUGCCACUCUUUUCCAUGCAUAUUUCCGAUCAAACUGAUCAGUUCGGUAAUACAUGUCUAUAGUAGACCUUAAUCAAAUGUACUGUAUUCACCAACUCAGGACUACAAUGAUUUUUUUUAUUUUUUUUUGCCUUGGUAAUCUACUCUAUCUUACCGGCUCUAUAUACAGUACACAUGUAUACUAUAAUGUCAUGCACUGUCUGUGCUUUUUACUCAGAAAAGGCCAUUAGAAGUAAACUACUUAGAGAUGAUUUUUAUCCCUUAUGAAAAACGAAUACUGGUUUACAACUAAUAUGAAUAAACAUUUUAUAUAUUUGAAAAAUGCAGAUAUGGAACUGAAAUGUAGAAUAGAAUAAGACUGGCAUACAAAUAUUAGGAUUUUGAGCUUGUGUCAUUUUUCUGCGUGGUGCCGAUUUACUGUUGUCGAGUUCUCUCUGCAGCUGAGACCAUACAGUCAUAUAGUCUCACCCUAACUGGAGACUUAAUUCAAGAUACAUGAGACAUAGACAUUAAAAUGAAUUCAUUCGACUCACAAGACUAUGAUUAUUUGGUUCACAGGGUGUUUGUUCAACAAACUGACAUUCCUGUUUGGGACUGUUCAGGAAGAAUACAUUACGGUUUCACCCCUUUCAGGGACGUUACAAGGUGUUUUAUUACAUCCGGGGGGUUUUUCAUGCUUCGUUAAAUAUUACAGGACAUGUUCUUUAUAUUUAGUCAAUGAACUAUGAGUCAACUGAGGUCGAUAUUUUGAGCUUGA